This is a messenger RNA of Dipodomys ordii (Ord's kangaroo rat), 2284 nucleotides long. RefSeq names its product zinc finger protein 7 (gene Znf7). The record is from RefSeq and is a predicted model, not a curated record. Gene Ontology annotation, biological process: negative regulation of transcription by RNA polymerase II. NCBI's taxonomy places the organism in Eukaryota, Metazoa, Chordata, Mammalia, Rodentia, Heteromyidae. Gene Ontology annotation, molecular function: DNA-binding transcription repressor activity, RNA polymerase II-specific. The transcript has 6 exons. The coding region runs from base 133 to 2157 and encodes 674 amino acids.
GCUGUUCUGAGGCUGUGACCUGUCCUGGAGUUUACCUGCUGGAGAGCAGAUGCCUCAUGGACACAGGGUACUCAUGCAUUCAUUAUUGCCUCUCCAGUGCUACCUAAGUACACACUCAGCACAGAAAGAUAAAUGACGUUUCAUGGGACAAAUACUCAGCAGGUAUCGGAACCAGAAGGAAUGGACGCCUACCCAACAAGCCUCAUGGAGGCUGUGACAUUUGGCGAUGUGGCUGUGCACUUCUCUCGGGAGGAGUGGCAGUGUUUGGAUUCUGGCCAGAGGGCGCUCUACAGGGAAGUGAUGCUGGAGAACCACAGCAGUGUGGCUGGGCUAGGUAAGGCUGCACUGUGUGACUCCCAGCCACCCUGCCAGGCUUCCCUUAGAAGCAAGGAAUGUGGACGCAUCGCAGUUCCAAGUCAGCCCAGUCAGAAAGACUCUGCCAGUAGGACUGAUGGUGAACAGGCCUGUGCAGACAUGAGCAUUCUCAAACCACAAAGUCCUGGCUGUGGGGACUCUUCCAGUUCUGAGGUCUGGUUAGGGAGUCAUCCAUGCAGCCAUAGGCUGAGAGUGAAGGGCUGCCUCUCCCAGAGGCACUGUUUACCUAAGGAGACUGUGGCUUCAAAGACCCUUCUGAGUUAUCAGCUUAAUGAACAACAGAGAGACAGUGUGGAAGGGACACCACAGAGAUGUGAAGUGUGUGGCAGAUGUUUCAGACCUACUUCAGAUCCGGCUUCACAGUGGGAAGUAGCCAUGCAGCAGAAACCUAACAGAUGUCAAGGAUGCUACGAGAGAUUAUCUGACUGCCUACAGAGUAACUAUUCAAGUAACUUCAAUGGGGAGAAGCCGUAUGAGUGUGAGGAUUGUGGGAAAGUCUUCAGGCUGUGCUCCCAGCUCAGUCAGCAUCAGAGAAUACACACUGGAGAGAAACCAUUUAAAUGUGUUGAGUGUGGAAAAGCCUUCCGCCUAAGCUCAAAACUUAUUCAGCAUCAAAGAAUUCAUACUGGAGAGAAGCCCUACAGGUGUGAAGAAUGUGGGAAAGCCUUUGGGCAGAGCUCAAGCCUCAUCCAUCACCAGAGAAUUCACACUGGAGAGAGGCCGUACAGUUGUCGAGACUGUGGGAAAGCCUUCAGCCAGCAGUCACAGCUGGUUCGACACCAGAGAAUUCACACUGGAGAGAGACCUUACCCGUGCCAAGAGUGUGGCAAAGCCUUUAGCCAGAGCUCAACUCUCACCCAGCAUCAGAGGAUGCAUGCUGGAGAGAAAUUGCAAAUAACAAGCGAUUCAGAAAGUCCAGGCUUUCUUGCACAUCAGAGAAGUCAUGUGGAGAAGCCUUUCAAGUGUGAGGAGUGUGGGAAAGCUUUCAGGUGGAUCUCCCGCCUGAGUCAGCAUCAACUGAUUCACACUGGAGAGAAACCUUAUAAAUGCAACAAGUGCACAAAGGCUUUUGGUUGUAGCUCAAGGCUGAUUCGCCACCAGAGAACUCACACUGGAGAAAAACCAUUUAAGUGUGAUGAGUGUGGGAAAGGCUUUGUCCAGGGCUCACACCUUAUUCAACAUCAGCGAAUUCACACUGGAGAGAAACCGUAUGUGUGCAGUGACUGUGGGAAAGCCUUCAGCCAGAGUUCCAGCCUCAUUUACCAUCAGAGGAUCCAUAAAGGAGAGAAGCCAUAUGAAUGCCUCCAAUGUGGAAAAGCUUUCAGUAUGAGCACACAGCUCACUAUCCACCAGAGGGUUCACACUGGGGAGAGACCUUACAAGUGUAGUGAAUGUGGGAAAGCCUUUAGUCAAAACUCAACUCUUUUCCAACACCAGAUCAUUCAUGCUGGAGUGAAGCCCUAUGAGUGUAGUGAAUGUGGAAAGGCUUUUAGCCGAAGCUCAUACCUCAUUGAACACCAGAGAAUCCACACUAGAGCCCAGUGGUACUAUGAAUUUGGGAACACUCUUGAAGGGUCCACCUUUGUGAGCCGUAAAAAAGUCAACACUGUAAAGAAAGUGCACCAAUGUGAUGACUGUGAGAAAAUCUUCAGGUGGCGUUCACAUCUCAUUAUACAUCAGAGAAUUCACACUGGAGAGAAGCCUUACAAAUGUAAUGACUGUGGCAAAGCUUUCAAUCGGAGCUCCAGGCUUACUCAGCACCAGAAAAUUCACAUGGAAUAAACCAUUCACCUAUAUCAAUAUAAGUCUACAGCCUUAAUAUUUUAUAUGAGAUCAUUUAUAAGAACUAAGAAUGGCUGGGCACCAGUGACUCAUGUCUAUAAUCCCAGCUACUCAGGCUGAGAUCUGA